AUGGUGACCGGUGCGACGAUCGGCGCUGGAAUGCUCGCACUCCCGACCGUGACCGCUCCGGCGGGGCUGUGUCCGUCCCUCGCGGUCCUCGGCGGCGCCUGGCUCAUGCUCAGCCUGACGGCUCUCGCGAUCGCCGAGGUGAACCUCGCCCUCCGGGAAAAGCGCGCCCAGGACAUCGUGGCAGGACCCUCGACGGACCACAUCGUGUCGAUCUCCGAGAUGGCCGCGGAGACGCUUGGAUCCAGCGGCGCCUUCUGCGUCACGCUCGUCUACUGCGUCCUCGAAAUCACCCUCCUCGUGGCCUAUAUUAACAAGGCAGGCAGCGUCCUGGAGAACGCCACCGGGGCGCCCGCGUGGGCGAGCGCGGCGGCCUUCACCGGCGUCCUCGGCACGCUCGUCGCGGCGGGCGGCACGGAGGCCACCGAGCGCGUCAACCGCCUCAUGACGGCCGCGCUGCUGCUCGCGUUUGGCGGGAUCAUCUUCGAGCUGUCGACGAACGGGAACGCGCACUGGGACGCCGCGCUCUCCGUCGCGGACUGGUCCGCAGCGCCCGCGGCGCUCCCGAUCGUCCUCCUGUCGCUGGUGUACCACGAUCUGAUUCCGGUGCUUGUUGCGUAUCUCGGGGGGGACCGGGGACGGAUCCGAACGUGCUUGGUGGCGGGCUCGCUCAUCCCGCUCGCGAUGUUUGCGUCGUGGGACGCCGUCGCGCUCGCGAGCGUCCCCGGGGCGCCGAGCGGGGCCGUCGUGGACCCGCUGGCGGCGCUGGCGGCGGGGGGCGCGGGCGCGGCGUGGCUCGGGCCGGUCCUGACGAUGUUCUCGCUGCUGGCGAUCGCGACGAGCUUCAGCUGCACCGCGCUCAGCACGGUGGAGUACGUCGCGGCGGAGCUGGCGCGGCUGCUCGCGCGGGGCGCUCGCGACGACGACGGAGGGGCGACACCGCCGCCGCCGCCGGAAAGGAUCCGCCCGUGGGCGUUCCUGCUCGGUCUGGGGCCGCCCUGCCUGAUCGCGGCGUCGCCGAACCCGGACAUCUUCCUGGCAGCGGCGAACGUCGCGGGGGGGGUGUUUGACACAGCACUGUACGGAAUUCUCCCCCCCCUGAUGGCAUACGGGCUGCGGCACUCGCCGGAGACGCCGGACGCGGUCGCGCCGAUGGUGCCGGGGGGCCGGGCGGCGCUGGGGGGUGUUUUUGGGGCGUUUUUGUGCGUCGGGCUGUACCAGGCGAUGGAGUCGGCGUCCGAGGUGGUGCCGGCGGCCGCCGGGCAGGCCGAGGCUGUGCCCAUGCUGGCGGCGGCGGAGGGCACGAGCAGGGUCGCCGAGAUCGGCAGUCAGCUCGUUUCAAUCAUUGGAGGACUGCAGUAA
Pedinophyceae sp. YPF-701 is the source of this 1359-nucleotide messenger RNA. The record is from the annotation of a GenBank genome assembly. Lineage: Eukaryota; Viridiplantae; Chlorophyta; Pedinophyceae.